AUGGGACUCUUGUUAUCGAUCGUUAUCACUUACGCCGGAUUCAACGGGACUGUGGAAUGCCUUAAACACAUCAUCAGCGGAGUGGUCCCCGCCACGCAGCCAGACUUCCAAGACUUAGUAGAAUACUACACGAGACUCCUACGUAAAAAAGCUAACUCGUCACCCCGCGAUUGGACGGAAUGCGGCCAAGGAUACCUUCAUAUAACCGAAGAGGACGGCCGCAUCAAAUCCGCGUCCAUCAAAUUCCACGGCGAUCAUACGCACGCUCUUCUCUUCUCUACUAAGAUAUCGAGCUUCGGCCAAGAUUCCAUUGACGAAAAAGUCAACGGAGAUUACAGACUAGAGAGGUAUCCGACAAAGACGAAAACAAUAAUAUCCGAAUCCUCGGAGUCGUUCAGCGUCGGAAACAAAAAGCGAUCGCCGACCAGCUCGGAAGCAGAAGCGGAUAACCGAGACAAACUGACUUGGGAGUACAUCCCUAAGAGCGCAUCGCCGCUGCCCGAAAUAAACUUCCAAUCUUACGACGAGGACAAAUCUGGAGACGCCUACAGCGAGCACUACUUAAGAUCACUAGACGGCAUAAGGUUCAGGCCGCUACAGCGAAACGACCCGAGCGGUCGACGGAGGACGUUCCGGAAGGGUAAAUCGUCGUCGUCGAAUUCGUCGAAGGAGUCUCGCGCCUCCCGCGAGGAGGAACUCCAAAUGUUCACAUCGCUGGAGGAGGCCGAGUUCGCGAGCAUGAGUCGAGAGAACAAUUACACCGGAUUCGGGAGCGCACCUAAUCUAGCUGCACGUUCUUAUUCCAGAAGUCGAUCGCGAGAACGGUCGAGAGAGAAACGCAGUCUGGACGAGGAUAGAAGCGAAGGAUUGGACACAGAGAGGAGUCACAACUUGGGAUCGUUUGAGGAGAGAGAUGAGAUGAGAACGCACGAGGUAAAUGAAGAGUCGGCGGACGUUGAUUUCUGGUCUAACAUCGCAGACUAG
Messenger RNA from Leptosia nina, 984 nucleotides. The record is from the annotation of a GenBank genome assembly. Lineage: Eukaryota; Metazoa; Arthropoda; Insecta; Lepidoptera; Pieridae.